AUGAACGCCCAAAAACCAGCAGAAAAGACACGAGAGCAGUCAAUUGCCGAAUUUGAUGCUCGAACAAAAACAAUUCAACAAGAUCAUCCAGAUGUAGAUUUCAAGUCUACUGUCAUUGAACCCACGAUGAAUCUCAUGUUUGACAUCAAGGAAAACCUCAAAGAAGACGACAGGGAAAAACAUGAAAAACUCAUCACUCUCAUGCUUCAAAACACGACAGAUCCUGAAAAGGCUGAAAAGUACCUUUGGGAAGCGAGAAACUAUCUCAAACCUCACCCAGAGGUCCUCAAACAGUUUGAUGACAUUUACAUAAACAAGAGACCCGUCUCUGUCAUGAUUUCUCAGUUACACGAUGCCAUCAACGCAAAGCCAAGUCCUCUCAAAGAGACAUAA
Molecule: messenger RNA, 393 nt
Organism: Fusarium venenatum
Lineage: Eukaryota; Fungi; Ascomycota; Sordariomycetes; Hypocreales; Nectriaceae
Source: RefSeq, a predicted model, not a curated record